GCGCUCCAGAGACCGCUGGGCGCCCUGGGGCCAGACAAGACUUAAGUUGGGAGCAGCUGUGUGCACAGGGCCUCGAAGAUGAGGCCGGCGCUUGCUCUGUGCCUCCUCUGUCAGGCGUUCUGGCCCAGGCCUGGCGGUGGCGAGCACCCCACCUCCGAUCGCGCAGGCUGCUCGGCGUCGGGGGCUUGCUACAGCCUACACCACGCUACCAUCAAGCGGCUGGCAGCGCAGGAGGCCUGCAACCUGCGCGGCGGGUCUCUCAGCACCGUGCACGGGGGCACCGAGCUGCGUGCAGUGCUUUCGCUCCUUCGGGCGGGUCCCGGGCCUGGAGGAGGCUCCAAAGACCUUCUGUUUUGGGUAGCUCUGGAGCGCGGGCGAUCUCACUGCACCCUGGAGAACGAGCCAUUGCGGGGUUUCUCCUGGCUGUCCCCCGACGCCAGUGAGUCCGAAAGAGACACGCUACAGUGGGUGGAGGAGCCACUGCUCUCCUGUACUUCGCGGAGGUGCGCGGGACUCCUGGCCACCCAGGGGAUCGAGCCCGCAGGCUGGAAGGAGAUGCGGUGCCAUCUGCGCGCCAACGGCUACCUGUGCAAAUACCAGUAUGAGGACUUGUGCCCCGCGCCGCGCCCCGGGGCCGCCUCUAACUUGAGCUACCGCGCUCCCUUCCAACUGUUCAGCUCGGCGCUGGACUUCAGUCCUCCCGGCACCGAGGUGAGUGCGACCUGCCCCGGGAAGCGCUCCAUCUCCACCUGCGUCGUGGAAGAGACCGGCGCGCGCUGGGAUGGGCUCUCCUCUGCAGCAGUGCUCUGUCCCUGCCCCGGGAGGUACCUCCGUGCUGGCAAAUGCGCGGAGCUCCUUGACUGCCUAGACGACUUAGGAGCUUUUGCCUGCGAGUGUGCUGCAGGCUUCCAGCUGGGCAAGGAUGGACGCUCUUGUGUGACAAAAGGGGGAGGACAGCCGACCUCUGGGGGGACCAAGGUGCCCACGAGGAGCCUGCCUGCCACCGCGAUCAGUCCUGUUUCAAAAAGGACAUGGUCAUCCCGAGUCCACCAGAAGCCAGGAGAGACACCUGGUGUAACUGGACAAGGCAGUUCUGCAGCACCUAUUCCAGACAUUCUUCAGUGGGGAACAGAGAGCACGCUAUCUACCUAUCAAAUGUCCCUUCAAACCGAGUCAAAAGUCACCAUCACCCCACCAGAAAGUGUGAUCCCCAAGUUGAAUUCCACAUCUUUUCCCACUCUUCAGGGUUUUGACUACUCCUCAACUGUGGUCUUCAUACUUGUAGGCAUAGCGGUAGUAGUGUUGGUUAUCUUGACAAUGACUGUGCUGGGCCUUUUCAAACUCUGCUUCCACAACAGCCCUUCCUCAGAGCCAGGGAAAGGGCCUUUGGCCUCAGGGGGCAUGGAAAGUGAUGCAGAGGCCACUGCUUUGCCCUCCAGAUCUGCACAUUGCACAGACAAUGGGGUGAAGGCUGGGGACUGUAGCCUGAGGGGCAAAGCAGAGGGUUCCUCUCUGACGAGGUCCUCUCUUGGCAGUGGGGACACAUAGGAAACAGAAGACAUGUACAGACUCUCUUUAAUUUCAAUGAAAAGGGAAAAGAACUUUUUUUUGCAAAAUGACAAUUCCUACAGAAUUUUCCUUUCUGUAAGCUUCUUCUACUUCACCAAGGGGAUAAAUCUGACCAGUACAACCAUUCCCUGAAGGUAGAAGAGGUGUGAGUGCCUUAGGAUGCUUCUGGAGGGCAAGGUCAUUUUGGGAGUUGGUAAUUUCUUAUGUUCUGGGAAAUUGGCAGAAGUGAUUGAACAUUUCAAGACAUUGGAAGCAAAUGGAAAACUAUAAGUUUGGGAAAGUUUAUUUUUACCAAAAUGGGAAGGAAAUCUGUUUUGUUCAGGCUGGGACUAUAUUUGUUUGAAAUUCGCAAAAUAAAUAAAUAAAUAACAAAUUGUUAACAGGUUAGACUCAACUAUGCUUGGCUUCUGCAAGGAAUAAUUAUUUUGGAAGAAAGUAUGCUGAGAAUAGCCCAAGGUAUGUAUUCUUUUUAGAU
Molecule: messenger RNA, 2044 nt
Organism: Castor canadensis (American beaver)
Lineage: Eukaryota; Metazoa; Chordata; Mammalia; Rodentia; Castoridae
Gene: Clec14a
Product: C-type lectin domain containing 14A
Biological process (GO): cell migration
Cellular component (GO): external side of plasma membrane; extracellular matrix
Molecular function (GO): extracellular matrix binding; extracellular matrix protein binding
Source: RefSeq, a predicted model, not a curated record